AUGCAGCUCUCCUUGCUGGAAUUACUUACUGCUUAUAUUCAGAAGGUGUCCGACGAGACUGUUCCGUUAGCGCAGAGACAAGCCAUCCCCUGGAUUCUUUGGACGAUCUGGAAAAACAGGAACAUGAUCCUGUAUGCUGAUACACAGGAGUCUCUGAUCAUUCAAAUUCAAAAGGCGGUUGAAGAGGCCCAUCUUUGGAAGGAGUUGAAUAUGCAGCAACAAACUCUUGAGAUUCUACACGGUCUGAAUGAAGAAACGAAGAAAUGGGAUCCACCUUUACCAGGUUAUGUGAAAUGCAACAUCCAUGCAAAUUGGAGAAACGCAAAGCUUCAUAGUGGAGUGGCUUUCAUUGUUCGUGAUCAGAGUGGCAUUGUCCUCCACCAUGCCAGAGACGCUAACACUUUCUCUCCGAACAGAGCAACUGCUGAACUUCGAUGUCUGGUAUGGACCUUACAGAGUUUGAAGGAUCUGGGCUAUCAGGAUGUUGUGAUUGGUUCAGAUUUUUGA
Molecule: messenger RNA, 507 nt
Organism: Brassica napus (rape)
Lineage: Eukaryota; Viridiplantae; Streptophyta; Magnoliopsida; Brassicales; Brassicaceae
Exons: 1
Coding region: 1-507 (168 amino acids)
Molecular function (GO): nucleic acid binding; RNA-DNA hybrid ribonuclease activity
Source: RefSeq, a predicted model, not a curated record